AAUAACGGCAAUUUAUAAAAGAUCGCUCUUGACGUACUGUUUAGCAUAUGCGCGCACCGCGUUUCCAAGUGAGGGCUAGUUUGACCAAGCAUUUCGCAGUGAGGGCUGGCUUGACCGCGGUCAGCUGCGCAUAGACGCCAAUAUUAUUUCUGUAGCUUUAAAGACAGCGACUCUUGAUAAAAUUGGCCUUGUAGCACAUUAUCUGGCUUACAACGAUUUGAAGGAGGUAUCGUUUAUGUUUUGACAACAUAUAUCUCAAGAGUUAUUGAGGCUGGAAGUUAGAAACUGAGGGUUGCAGCAAAAUAGAAAGUGUAAAUAAAUGGUUAGAAAGAAGUGGAGAUGUCUUCCGAGAAAACCUGAAUCAACAUCAUGACGACACAGAAAACACUGCUGGUCCUUCCGCUGCUCCUCACAUUACUGACAGGUGUGAUGAGUUCACAGGAAGCCCAGGUGUUAUAUGCCAGGGCAGGUGAGAUGGUGGUGCUAGAGUGCCCUUAUCUCAGUUACAAAGAUGGUACACCGCUGUGGACCAAUCACUCCACCCAGGAUGUGAAUGUGAUCAACAGCAUGUCCACAUCAGCUGACGUGCUGAUUCAUGGCCGGAGCCUUGUCAUUCUCAGAGCUUCUAUAAACCAUCAGGGCAACUACUCAUGCUCCUAUGGGAAUGCUAGCAGGCAGUUCUGGUUUGGGCUGACAGUGUACGCAACACAGUCCAGAGAGCAUGGAGAGAAGAACCAGAACCCUUCAACAUGCUACAUGCAGCAGUCAUGCAGAUUGAUAUGCCCUUUUGUAAACAUCACUCCUGUAAAUAUCACCAGAAACGGCAUUACAUGGCGCAAGGAGGGCGAGUCAUCGCCACAAAACGGUUACUUCGAGAGCAUCAGUGAAAAAGACAGCGGCAUCUACACCUGCACCAGAUCUUACCUGUACCGUGGUCAAACGUACAACGUGACCUUUACAGUCACAGUAGAAGUCAAGCCCAGCAGUGAGAUACUGUUGCCACACAAAAAUGAUGUAUUUCAUGUAGAUUUGGGCUCAACAGUGGUGAUUAACUGCACAGCUCUUGUGAAUUCAAACUUUGAUGACGUGUUCUGGUUGAGUGGGACAUCAUUUGUGGAAAGGAGCAACAGCCUUCCAGUCUUCUACAAUUAUACACGAGUGAAAAAUGCAGAAGAGGAAAAGCUGACAGCGUCUUUAGUUUUCCAAAAAAUAUCAGAGGAGGAUCUGUUGAGAAAUUAUACCUGCAAACUGGAAUCUAGCCACCAGUCCUCCAGCUUCAUCACCAUCACCCUGACUCGAAAAGCUCAUCAUUUCCCUCUCUCCCUGACUGUCUGCAUUGUGGCCAUCCUGGUGGUGAUUAUCCUAACUAUAGUCGGUGCAGUGAUCUUAUUUCGUGUUUGCAGCCGCAGGAAAGGCUGCAUAAGGCUGCACAGAGUGGAGAGGAACAGUUCAAACCUCUCCACGUCCUGGUCCAGGGUCUGACCUGCUCAUCGAUGUCCAUGCAUGUCCCGGAUGGAGCAUUAAAACUGACAAAGUGCACAGAUUCAUUACCAAAUUCCUUAUAUUAUGGAAUGACUAUAGCAGUGUUUUUAGUAUUAGACUGCAAAAUGGUUUUUUUUUUUAUUAUUUAUUUGAGAUUUUUAUUUAGCUGACAUCACUUUUUAGCAGAAUUCUAAAUAAGCUCAAUAUUUUAAAAAUAUAUUUAUGUUUUAAAGUGGGCUGCACAGUGGAGUAGUGGUUAGCACUUUUGCCUUGCAACAGGAAGAUCCCCGGUUCAAAUCCCUGCCUGGGCCUGGGGUCUUUCUGCAGGGAGUUUGCAUGUUCUCCCUGUGCAUGUGUGGGUUUUCUCACGUUUUUAACAUGUUCAGCAUUUUUGAACAAAUUAGUUCACAAAAACAUCUGUAAACCUGGGUCCAAACUUUUGACUGGUAGUGUAAGUAGCAUAUAAAGAAAAGUUCAUCACAAAGAAAAAUCCAGGUGACCUGUGGAGGGUUCUUCAGAUCAGCUUAUUUAAUGCUUUUCUGACACCUAGUGGACAAAAUUAGUAAAUUCAAAAAAUGGCUCUCAUUUGAAGAUACCAUGAAUAAAAUGUUUUAAUUGCAAAUUCUGUUCAAUAUUACACUAAAAUCCAAAUCUGCUCCGUCACAGUCUGCCAUGAAAAUACAGACGGAGAACUUCAAUCAGAUGCUGUGGUGAGAAAUCACCGGAAAAGGAACAAAUGUCAGGAGCUGCAAGAUAAUAAUACAUUGCUUACAUAGCACCCUUAAGAACAGCGUUCACAGGGCACUUUAACAGUUAAGACACGUAAACACAGAAGCAAUCAAACAAGACCAGGCAGAGUAGUCAAAUAAAACAAACAGUAAAAAUGAUAAUAAGUUAAAUGAAUUAUUAGCUACAUUAACAUGCAUAUCAGACAAAGGAAGUAGGCAGUUUAAAAAUUAAACAAUAUGAUUCAAGGUUAAAAAUUAGAAAUUAAAAAUCUCUGACAAACAAAGAAUUAAAGAUGACUUCACACCAAAGAAAUACGCAACCAAAAUUAAAAUAACACGAGAGAACAUAUACCAUAAACAGAGCUAAAAGUAAACUUAACAUAAAAGGAAGUCAGUAAUAGUCGGUUUCAGAAGUGAUUUUAAAGAAAUUACUGACUCUGCAGGCCUCAUCCCCUCAGGCAGGUUGUUCCUGAUGGAGAAAAAUCUGUCACCCUUAGAUUUAAACCUUGACUUUGGAACAACAUAUGCAAAAUGCAAUCUCAAUUGAUUUGGAGUCCUCCUCGGUUAACGUGAUAACUGCAGUGCCUCUGUUGUAAAUACAGCAGAAGCUCCACUGCUGUAUCUGUUAUCAGCUGUUUUUGAGAAAGAGCAAGAACAGAUUUUAUGCCACACAGCACGUUUUUAUGACAGAGAAAAGUAAAAAUGAUGUGAAAAGUGUGCAGCUUGUGACCUUGCCGCCCUCUAUCUAACAGCUCACAGGGACUAAAUCGUCUCUUGAGAAGUAAUUUCAGAAUGUAAAAUACAUUCAGUGGCUGCUGCUGUGAAAAUCCAGACCUUUAAUCGUAUCAACGCUUCGUUGAGGUUUAUUACAAAUUGUAAAAUGUCAACACACCACUAUGAGUUAUACUCUCGGGUGGGAUGGCCAUCUCUAGCCACCAGAAGGAUUCAUCAUUGGUAUAUUUUCAUAUAGAAGGUAAUACUUGGACUGCUUCCUACCUGCAUUUGCUCCUCAACAGCAUAGAAAAGUUGUGAUCUUCACUCGCUCCGCUCACAAGAUCAUCUGUUACUUUUAGUUCCACGUGUUCGUACUGAGCUGGGUAAAAAAGCUUUUGCUUAUUCUGCACCUUCUGCCCGGAACAUGUUGCAGAAAGAUUUCAGAUUAACUGAGUUCAUCUCAUUGAGUGCCUUUAAAUCAAAACUGCAAGUUCUUGAGGCCAUUUCUACAACUUCUACUUGUUUUUUAUAACUUGUUUUGUAAAUUUUAUUAUUGUUGUUGUUUUUAUUUCUUUUCUUUUUUUUUUUGUAUAUUAAUCAUGUCUUAACUGUGUGAUUUUAUAACUGUUUUGUAUCCGCUGCUGCUUAUCUUGGCCAGGACUCCCUUGGAAAAGAGGUUUUUAAUCUCAAUGGGAUCUUUCCUGGUUAAAUAAAGGUUAAAUUAAAAAAAAAAUCAAAAGCAAGUUGCUGAGAAAUUUACACCUGCAGCAACUGACUUUUAGCCACUUGGGGGCAACACAGGAAAAGACACUGUGAGCAAAGCAUCAACAUACAGUAUUUACAGGUGAUUACUUGGACACUUAAAGGCAUUAUGGAGGAUGUUUUUUGUUUGUUUGUUUAAUUUGUCUGAUUCACAUAAAAUGAAUAUACUGACCUUUAGUGGACUUGUAUGUAUGGUCUCUAAAAGAAUAAAAAAUAAAAAAUAAAUAACUGUGGACAUGGCAGGACCUGAAAAACAUCAGCCAAUCAA
Molecule: messenger RNA, 3954 nt
Organism: Acanthochromis polyacanthus (spiny chromis)
Lineage: Eukaryota; Metazoa; Chordata; Actinopteri; Pomacentridae
Product: interleukin-1 receptor type 2-like
Exons: 8
Coding region: 370-1482 (370 amino acids)
Molecular function (GO): interleukin-1 receptor activity
Source: RefSeq, a predicted model, not a curated record